AUGUCCACGGCGCUGCGCCAACAACUGGCCACAAUGCUUACGGAGCAGAAGUUUGCAGGUUCGAAUCCUGCCGUCGUCGAAAUCCGUUUUGCAUGCCGUCGUACCGAUUUGAAGCCGCCCGAGGUCCCGCAACAAUCGCCAGUGUGCCGCUGAAUAAUGUGUUUCAAGCGGCCGUAUCCAUGCCGGGCGCAGGUGUUUUGAUUGCAUUUCUCAUCGGAUACACAAUCAACACGCCUUUGAUGUACAAUUACGAUUGGGGAUGUCGAGUACGUAUCAUGUGGACAGAGACUUUUGCUAUUUUCGGCAAUUUUUAGAAAGUUUACCUUCCUUCCGUCUCUCGCGUUUUGAACCUUCCACUAGAACGGAUCGCCUGGAAUCUGCUCUCACUAGCCAGUGUACCCCUCCAGUUGUUCGUAGUGAUUCGACAAUGUAAUCAAGAUUCAACAAUUUUGAUUUCUAAUUUACUUUUUUUCCGUUUCAGUCAUCCUAACCUAUUCGACUUCCCAUAAACGACAGUUCCUUCGCAUUGUCCUCGUGAUCAGUUCUGCUUUUCAGUCUUUGUUCCUUACACUGCUGGCGACUGUCGGAGAACGAGAAGAUGGAAGUUGGUGGCAUCAAACUAUCAUUUUUCUAAUCUGACAAUCUUCCAGAUUUCCACGUGGCUUUCUUCUCUGGAUUCUCCGUCUCCACCAUCAUCAACUAUUCAGUCUUUUCCAUACUGAUGAGGUGCACUGCCGUAGAGGAUUCGAAGCAUGCACAUCGUCGGAUCAAAGUGCUUCUCGGACUCAUGGUCACUCUUCCCGUCAUCUUCCUUACUUUCAUUCUCCACAACGUCUUCUGUGUCGCCGGGGGUAACUGUCAAAAAUUAUUAUCUUUAUUUUUUGCCCAUUUUCAGCCUACGAAGCAUUUGCCAUUUUCGAGUAUCUCACCAUCAUUCUCAUCUACUCCUUCCACGUGUCCAACUCGUACCUAUUCUCGGACCCCGCGCACAAGAUCCUCAUCUGUCAUCGCAACGGAGUCAUGUCGCCAGUCAGACUUUGA
Molecule: messenger RNA, 1041 nt
Organism: Caenorhabditis sp. 36 PRJEB53466
Lineage: Eukaryota; Metazoa; Nematoda; Chromadorea; Rhabditida; Rhabditidae
Source: the annotation of a GenBank genome assembly